UCCUUUCAUUCAUUCAUUCAUUCAUUCAUUCAAUUAACAUAAACAAAUUUACCAAAUUUAUUGAUGGGGAACUGUCUUAGACGUGAAUCGUCGUCCACAGUUUGGGCCGGGGACGAGUGGGAGUCACUAGCACCACAUGAUCAUGAGAAUGGUGAGAGGGAGAGGCUUCUUGCUGCUGGUGGUGUUGGUGGUGGCAGUGGUGGUGGUUCUUUGUCACGAUCCACGUCGUCUACCGAGGGGAGAGAUCAAGUGAAGAUAAAGAUUACAAAGAAAGAACUGGAGGAGUUAGUACGGAUGGCUUAUUUGCAAGGCUUGUCCAUGGAACAAGUCUUGUCCGAUUUGGUAAAUAAUACAACUAAUGAUAAUGAUGAUCAUGAUCGAUGGAAAAUAUUAAUGGAGCGACAAAGGUCUUGGAAACCAGCUUUACAGAGCAUUCCAGAGGUUAAUUAGUUUAUCAAGAAUAAUUACUAGUUUUACCUUUUCAUUCAUCAUUUGUGAAUAUAGAUCAUAAAUUAUUAGGAUUUUAGAUGUUUAUUUUUAUUUAUUUAUUUAUUUUCUUUUGGUAAUUAAUGUAAGAAGUUUGUUUAUUUUUUGUAUUUUGAAGUUCAAUGUUCGAUUCAUUCGUCUACAAGAAUAAUUCAGAGAAAAAUCCUUGUCGUAA
Messenger RNA from Tripterygium wilfordii, 661 nucleotides. RefSeq lists its product as uncharacterized. Lineage: Eukaryota; Viridiplantae; Streptophyta; Magnoliopsida; Celastrales; Celastraceae. The coding region runs from base 64 to 450 and encodes 128 amino acids. The record is from RefSeq and is a predicted model, not a curated record. The transcript has a single exon.